Puccinia graminis f. sp. tritici CRL 75-36-700-3 is the source of this 2150-nucleotide messenger RNA. RefSeq lists its product as uncharacterized. The coding region runs from base 175 to 1773 and encodes 532 amino acids. Gene Ontology annotation, biological process: regulation of transcription by RNA polymerase II. Lineage: Eukaryota; Fungi; Basidiomycota; Pucciniomycetes; Pucciniales; Pucciniaceae. The record is from RefSeq and is a predicted model, not a curated record. Gene Ontology annotation, molecular function: RNA polymerase II cis-regulatory region sequence-specific DNA binding; DNA-binding transcription factor activity, RNA polymerase II-specific. The transcript is spliced from 4 exons.
AGCACUGCACGCCAGUGGACGGGUCUUUUAAACGUUAACGGAGUGUGUGUGUGCUUAAUUAAUCUUUGAAAAAAUACUUGGCUGGCAAGCUCCUGACAGUCACACAGACGCAAAGAAACACACUUCCCUCCUUCCUUGCCCACUGCACCAAUUCUACUAGGAACAUUGUACGAGAUGGCGAGGUUGAGCGAUCUACCAGCUGAAUUGAUCCACAGGAUAAUCGAUCUCAUCAUCCAUCCCAAACAACGGCAGUCGAGGGAUCAUCAUGACGCCGACCAUAACGAGAUCGAGGGCAUGCAGCAGAAAUCAAGACCUCAUCGAGUAUUCAAUGUCACCUAUCGCCCCAGCUUUCGCCACCACACCCACACCUGGCAAGUCAAUCAUGUUACGAUGCCUGAAGCUCCAUGGCCAGAGGGUCUGCCAUCCAAUCCGCUACUGCCACUCUCGAUGGUCAGUCGCUGCUUUCGACGGUGUGCCCAGGAGAAGCUCUUCAAGAACGUUGCUCUAGUUGAUCAGUGGCAGACGCACUUAUUCCACCGAACAAUUACUCGUCCUUCACCGCAAGAUAGAUCAGAACUUACUCGUGCUUCGACUCACGCAGCAGGCACGCACGAGGCUCAGGAUAAUGAAACCGAAAGCGCCGAUAAUCUAGCCCGACAUGUUCGGUCUUUGCAGUUUAAGUGGGCCGGCCACUGUUCGAUGGGGAAAGGGGGCGGCUCCUUGGUCUGCGAGAUCCUCCGCAGAUGCUCGUUUGCUGAAAAUGUCGCCAUCAGUACCACCUUCUUGGAUCACUGUAAAGAACCGAUCAUGGAAGCCUGUGCGACCCAACGGUUCAUCAAGGACUUCGUCAUCGUCCAGAAGAAAUCCUCCCGCCCGGUCCUCGAUUUUCAAUGGCGAGUCGACGAGAUGGUUACGCGAUUAUUUCCCCAAUGGAACUUCCUUGAAACGGCCGAGUUUGUGGGUGUCUCUAGCCCGCCAGUUCCGGCAGUAGAACCUAUCCGUCGAUCGAUUCCUGUCCUGAACUCUGCCCUGCGAACAAUAACCUUGAAGCGCUUUGAUCUAGAUGAAAUGGAUCUUUCUUUGCUCUUGAAAGGCUCUCGAGAAACCCUGCGGAAGCUCCAGAUUAUCACUCCGUCCAUAAAGCUCGACCGGCGGGGCUUAUGCCGGAUCCUAAAGGACGACACCAACCCAGAUCUAGAAUAUUUGAAAGUCGAAGUGGGCAUGUUGUGGCACCCGAUCCACUUUGUUACCAACGAGACACGUUCUGAUGAUCCGGCCAAGAACUUGGGCCUGUUGGACAUCGUCUUCAAAUCCUCUGCCGCCCUGAGGAAUCUCAAAUCUUUGGUGGUUGACGGCCCAUUGACCGGCUCCGAGUUCUUCACAGUCCUGCCUCAAUCUCUCGUCAAACUCGCCUGGAAUCGUUGUUCCCUCUCGCCCAGUGCAUUUGCUAAGGCACUCUCGAGCUGGAGAGACAUCACAACUUAUAAUCACCCUUCCGAACUGCAUCUUCUGCAACCUACUAGUACUGAUGACCCUCAAAACUCCGAUCGACGCGUACAAUGGUUACCGUAUUUAAAGUGCUGCUCAGUCCACGAAGAUGACACCUGGAGUCACGAAGAGUUAGAAGCGAUUGAGAAGGCGCUAGAAGCCCGACGAGUAUGUUUCCAUAUCGCAGGCGAACGGAAGUUCACCACGCGAGAGAUGUAUGAGGACGAGCUGGAGGACAAUUUUCUGCCUGAAGGUUACAUCCUCUUUAGCGAUCUUGUCAGAUGAUCUUAUAAGGCCCAAUUGGAUCCGCUGAAGACCGAGUGACAUGAUGUACUUUCUUCUUGUAAAAUUAAGUGAUAGUAAGGAAAUUGAACCCCACACGAUUGACUAGAAUGUGGAAAGGGAUAGCAUUUGAUCCCUCCAAUUUAUUUUGUAAAACAUUGUACUUUCAUCGAAACUCUUGUAUUUUUUGACUUAUUUAUCUACAUCACGAGGGGUUUUUGUCUUCUUUCGGAUCAAGAAACGGCUGUUAUUCAUCGCCUUCUUGUUGUUGUAGAUUACUGUGCUUUCAUGAUCAAAGAGUUUUUCGUUUCGUCGGCGCAUUAUAGAUCAACUUGUGCGUUGUUGCACAAAUCAACCUGACCUCAAUCGAAACAAGUCCC